CAAAGCAAAAGCUUUCCAGACAAAGACAAUCCCUUAAACCAAUAGCCACUUGUUCUUAACAUUCGAAAUUUAGUACAUAACUACAAUUUAUUACCAGUCCUGGUGAAGUGGGUGGUUACUGUUUUGAAAACCCAUUUGGGUGGAAUAGAAGAGAAAGAGGCCCAAUUGGGAAAAGCUUUUAGAUAGAUUGAGAGAGAAAGGAAGGAGAAAGUAAAGAGAUGAUGGGUUAGGGUGGGGAUUUGAAGCUGUGGAAGGGGCCUUAUGGUGGAGGGGUCCUUUGUGAUAAUGGAAACUGCAGGGCCGACAGUUUCAGGUUUCAAGGAACAGUGAGUACAGAAGCAAUAACCAGUGUCCGCCAUAAAAGCUGCAAUACGAAAACCUUCUGGAUCCUCAAACCAAUCAUCUUCACCUUCAUAUUUCAUUUCUAAAUUCAACCAAUUGAAUCUCAACUACUUCAACAGCACCUACAAACAUCCAAGCUUAACCCAACAUGCAAGAAGAAUGGGAGAAAGCAAUCACCAAGCUGCAACAUCGUCAAGAUUGGGGUUAAAGCAUAGUGGAGGCGAGAUCGUUGAGGUUCAAGGAGGUCACAUUGUUCGGUCAAUUGGAAGAAAAGACCGUCACAGCAAAGUUUGCACCGCUAAAGGUCCUCGGGACCGUCGUGUUCGUCUCUCCGCUCACACCGCCAUCCAGUUCUACGACGUUCAGGACCGCCUUGGUUACGACCGUCCUAGCAAAGCUGUGGAUUGGCUUAUCAAAAAAGCCAAAUCCGCCAUUGACGAGCUCGCUGAACUACCUCCUUGGAACCCACAAACCUUGACAACAACGACUUCAACCACGAAACAAAAUAAUCAACAAAAUCAAAACAUAAUCACAGCAGUAGACAAUGAAAAGCCCAGAAGAACGGCUACAUUAAUGGGAAACCAAGUUCAAAUUCUUCAGCAACAAGGAACGGGAGAUAACCCGAAUAGUAAUUCGGGUUUUCUUCCAUCUUCUUUAGUUUCUGAUGAGAUUGCAGAUACUAUGAAGUCUUCUUUUCCAUUGGGAGCUUCCAGUGAGGCACCGUCUUCUUCUAUUCAGUUUCAGAAUUAUCCACCGGAUUUUUUGUCCAAAACCAGCAGCCACAGUCAAGAUCUGCGGCUUUCGCUUCAGUCAUUUCCGGAGCCGGUUCUUCUCCACCACCAUCACCAAGCUGCUGCAGCUCAGGCACAUCAAACUGAAUCUGUUUUAUUCUCUGCAGGAACCAGCCCUUUAGCUGGUUUUGAUGGAUCUUCAGCUGGAUGGGAAAAUCACCACCACCAUCCGGCUGAGGUAGGAAGGCUUCAGAGAUUGGUUGCCUGGAAUAAUGGUGCUGCUGCUGCUGAUACUGGUAGUGGCGGUGGCGGUGGAAUGGGAGGAUUUCUCUUUGGCAAUCUAUCAGCACCGCCACUAUCACCAGCUUUUGGCCAAAACGGCCAGUUUUUCUUUCAGAGGGGACCCCUUCAGUCCAGUAACACGCCCUUGGUUCGUGCUUGGAUAGACCAGCCAAUUCCAACAACCGACGAAUACCAUCAUCAUCAUCAUCAAAUCCCACAAAAUAUCCAUCACCAACCUGCUUUAUCUGGCAUUGAAUUCACCACAUCAGGUGUAUUCUCUGGAUUUCGCGUUCCAGCACGGUUCCAGGGCGCACAAGAGGAUCAAGACAGCAUCGCAAAUAAGCUGUCCUCUGCUUCCUCUGACUCUCACCAUUGAUCCAAUAAAAUGGAGAAAAGCCAUAGUCUUUCCCCUCUAACAGGACCAGUUUGAUCGUUGACAGUGAAGUAAAUGAGGAGAUGCUGCUCGAUUCAACACCAGUUUGAGGGAAGAUUUUGGUCACUUCAAAUCAAUGGCCUAUGCCGUGGGAAGAAGAAAUCUGGGUUGAUUUCAGGUUAUUCAAUCCCCGGUUCCAUUAGUUUCUAUCAGUUCAUUGUGUUGUACUUUGACUAUUUUUUUGACUGAGCUCUUAAAACUCAGCUAUGGCUUCUCUUCUUGCAGAACUUGUCAUGUGUUUUUUAUGUUACUGGACAUUUGUUUGCAAUGUUUAUGUUGAUGCUACUGUUCCCUAAAGUUACCGUUAAGAUUAAAAAAAAAGUUAGUUCAAA
Molecule: messenger RNA, 2120 nt
Organism: Gossypium raimondii (Peruvian cotton)
Lineage: Eukaryota; Viridiplantae; Streptophyta; Magnoliopsida; Malvales; Malvaceae
Product: transcription factor TCP4
Exons: 2
Coding region: 502-1731 (409 amino acids)
Biological process (GO): regulation of secondary shoot formation
Cellular component (GO): nucleus
Molecular function (GO): sequence-specific DNA binding; DNA-binding transcription factor activity
Source: RefSeq, a predicted model, not a curated record